Messenger RNA from Sycon ciliatum, 683 nucleotides. RefSeq names its product probable small nuclear ribonucleoprotein G. Gene Ontology annotation, cellular component: U2-type prespliceosome; U5 snRNP; SMN-Sm protein complex. NCBI's taxonomy places the organism in Eukaryota, Metazoa, Porifera, Calcarea, Leucosolenida, Sycettidae. Gene Ontology annotation, molecular function: RNA binding. The transcript has 4 exons. Bases 115 to 360 code for a protein of 81 amino acids. The record is from RefSeq and is a predicted model, not a curated record. Gene Ontology annotation, biological process: mRNA splicing, via spliceosome; spliceosomal snRNP assembly.
AUCGAUCGUUCGAGAUUUUUUUGCUUUGAUGUUUGUCUGCUUUCGUUGCAAACUUUCUUGUGAAUAUUCCUGAUUGUUUUUGAAUUUCAUUUGGAGAAGAGAAGCCUAAUCAAGAUGAGUGGAAAGGCCCAUCCCCCGGAGCUAAAAAAGUACAUGGACAAGCGCAUCUCAUUGCGACUGAAUGGCCAGAGAGCCGUGUCUGGUGUACUCCGCGGGUUUGACCCCUUCAUGAAUCUCGUAAUCGAUGACGCAUUUGAUGAAGUCUCACCGAAGGAGCGCCACAGCAUCGGAAUGGUGGUGGUCAGAGGGAACAGCAUUGUGAUGCUGGAGGCUCUGGAGAGAAUCAACAACGCAUCAUAGAAUGGUGCUGCUGCUCCUGCUGUACAUACUCUGCUAUUGUCCUGUCUUGCCUCAGUGCUGUUUCCACCACCAUCUCCCUGACCGUGUGUCCAUAGGAUUCUUUGGCAAGUAUGCUGUCUUCUGGCAUGCUAUUCUACACUUUUGUUCGUCCAUUCAAACUGUUUGCUAACACUGACUCCGCCAUACAAAAAAUGAAAGUCUGCUUGCUUCAUGAAACAUAUUUUUUUAUCGCCGUUGUGUUUGUUGUCAUUGAUUUUCAUUUUGUGUAUAUAGUUGAAGUACAUCCUCUGACGUAUGAACGCUGAAUGAUAAGAUUAAUGUAA